Mesorhabditis spiculigera is the source of this 423-nucleotide messenger RNA. The record is from the annotation of a GenBank genome assembly. Lineage: Eukaryota; Metazoa; Nematoda; Chromadorea; Rhabditida; Rhabditidae.
AUGAUCCUGAUCCUGAUGCUAUUCUACCUACUCGCCUCCGCCUUCCCAGUGAUUCUAUUCUACCCACUGUCCCUGACAACCCUCAUCGUCCCAUCAAUAAUGCUCGGCUAUGCGAUAUGCAUUAUGAAUGCCGAAGUGAGCCAUGAUGUAUGGCCAUGCUGUAUCAUUGGCAUACUCGGCAUCCUGAUCAAGUUGGGCGGGCUGAUCGUCUACCUCUCCGUCUUCUCCCUCAAACAUCAGGAUGAGAAGUUCACCGCCAGAUACAAAUCUAAUUUGGACGAAACGGCGGCGAAGCGUCUUUUCUUCUUCAUCAUUCUUGCCGUCGAGAUGGGCAUUCUGUUCUUGGCCUGUUGUUUCAAGUGGCAUCUAGCUGCUUUUGACAAUAGCAAGCAGAAAAAGAGAUCAAAGGCCGGCCAAGUCGUC